AUGAAUAGUGGUCGGGAGAUUAUCAAUAAAAGUAGUUUAUUAAAUAAUUUUUAUUUUAAUAAAAGACAAGUCAUUAAGCUUCUCAGAAGUAACAAAAGUUAUAGUGCUAUAAGUACUGCUAAAAGACUUUCUACCUGUAGAAACAAAAGGAAGAGGAGCCAAAGGAGAGUUACAUCUCUAUCUUGGUUCUUUCUAAAAGUUAGAAUGCUUAGGAGUAGUAUUCAAAAGAAGUGGUCUUUAAUAAAAGUAAUGGCCAAUCACUUGAAAGGAGUAGAACUCCGAGAACAGCUUGCUAGGGAGUCUCCAGAACUGGUAGACUCUUUAGUAUAUACAAGAAAGCAUCGUAGAAAAGAUGCUGGUUUCACUUUCUGUGUAAUAAGAAAGUCGAAAAAAGAAGAAUUUCUUGAAACCAUGAAUACCCUUGGCUUAGAGACACUAAAAGAUAAUCCCACUGUUGACAGGGGAGGAUUAAGGAAAGGAUGUAAGAUUAUGAAGCAGGCAAAACUUUGUAGUCUUAACAUCAACCAUCUCUAUGGAAAGAAGGAAGAUUUAGAAAUUCUUCUAAAAGUAGAGAAGCCAACAGUUUUGUGCUUGCAAGAAACCUGGAAGAAGACUUCAGGACUUACAAAGCUAGAAAAGUACAUGGUUGUAGAGACACCAGCCAUAGGAAAGAACAGGCCAGGGUUAAUGACAUUGGUUAGAAAAGGCGGAGCUGUAAGAUGCACCAAAAAAGGUAAUGAUGACAACAUACUGCAAGCAGUAGUUGAAUUCAAGACUAGUACAGGAUGGACCAAGAUACUCGUUAUCAACGUCUAUGUACCACAGGACAGAGAGUUAAAACCAUUAAUUCUCAGUAAACUGAUUAAUCUUCUUAAUGUUGAGAAGGAUAAAAGAUGCUACAAGGAGAUUGUAGUCAUGGGGGAUAUGAAUACCAAGGAUUCAUCCCUUAAGAAGAAGCUCGUUGGUGGAGGAUUAAACCCUCUACUCAACUACAACAGAAUGUCAGGAACUAGAAUCCUGAGCAACGGUAAAGUAUCUGGAAGGCGUAUAGAUACGAUCUUCAGAGUACUGAAACAAGAUAGUGAGAAAAUCAAGAUCUCACAAAGAUGGUCCUGA
This is a messenger RNA of Vairimorpha ceranae, 1116 nucleotides long. Its product is annotated as endonuclease exonuclease non ltr retrotransposon protein. Gene Ontology annotation, molecular function: catalytic activity. The transcript has a single exon. The record is from RefSeq and is a predicted model, not a curated record. Bases 1 to 1116 code for a protein of 371 amino acids. NCBI's taxonomy places the organism in Eukaryota, Fungi, Microsporidia, Nosematidae.